Fomitopsis serialis is the source of this 2064-nucleotide messenger RNA. RefSeq lists its product as uncharacterized. The transcript is spliced from 8 exons. The record is from RefSeq and is a predicted model, not a curated record. Lineage: Eukaryota; Fungi; Basidiomycota; Agaricomycetes; Polyporales; Fomitopsidaceae. The coding region runs from base 1 to 2064 and encodes 687 amino acids.
AUGGCGUCCUCAGUCAUAUGCGGAUGCUGCCUCAUUCUGCCCUCGGGGCGUGAAACGUACCUUCCUCUCCAGUCUGUGUCUGCACAGGUGCAUAUCGCUGAUGUCCUGGCUCGUGUCACCCUGACGCAACACUUUGCGAAUGUCAAUCGCACAGACCGUGCAGCCACAGCUCGAUAUGUAUUUCCUGUACCAGUGGGCGGCGCAGUUUGUGCUUUCGAGAUGCGUACCGCAGACGGGAAAGUGGUCGUAGGCGAAGUUAAGGAAGCUCAUCAAGCCGAAGCUGAGUUCACGCAAGCAGUGUCACAGAACAAGAUGGCCGGACUGUUAGCGAAAGCUGCCCCAGACGUCUUUGAGGUAUCGUUGGGUGCCAUCCCACCUCAACAAGCGAUCAAGACUACUAUAACGUAUGUUACAACACUGGCCGAUGACGAACUCCUCAAACAAGUUCGUUUCUCGCUGCCGACCUACGUCGGUGAAAGAUAUGGAGUGUCUCCUCCAGCGAUCCAACGCUCGACAGCAAAGUACGCGCGAUUCGUGCUAUCUGCAGAAAUACAGAUGGCCUCCGCCAUCGAGCAAGUCGUUUCACCAUCUCACGCGGUGAAGAUCACUAUGCAGAAUAGCAGCGACUCGAAUUCGCGCUGCAGCGUCAUCCUCGACCCAUCAACGGCUGCAUUCCUAGACAAGGACUUCGUCCUCUCGAUCAGGGCGAGCAAGAUUGACGCCCCACGUUGCGUCGCCGAAGCACUGGCGAACAAGCAUUCCGUCGCACUCUCGCUGACCCUCGUGCCCCGCUUCGGAGUGAAGCAGAUUGCUAGCCAGGAGUACAUUUUCUUGAUCGACAGAAGUGGAAGCAUGAGGGGAAGCAAGAUGGACUACGCAAAGAAGGCUCUGCUCAUCAUGCUCAAGUCGCUUCCGACCAACGGGACUGCGUUCAAUAUUGUUAGCUUCGGCUCUUCGCAUACGUCACUUUGGCCAGUCAGUCAAUCAUACUCGCCAGCUACACUGAACACAGCUGUUCUCCACGCUGAUUCGAUGGAAGCGGAUAUGGGAGGCACGGAGAUUGGGUCUGCACUGGACACUGUCCUGAAGUCGCGUACCACUGCCGGACCAACCUCCGUGUUCGUUCUCACAGACGGCGAGGUAUGGAACGUUGACAUAUUGCUUGCAAAUCUGCGGAACAGCGUUUCAGCCGCAGGAGACAGCGCAUCUGGCACGUACUUACGCCUUUUCACUCUCGGCGUUGGCCACAGCGCAUCGACCGCCCUCUGCAGUGGCCUCGCCCGAGUAGGCAACGGACUCUGUCUCAUGACUACGCAGAACGAGGAGCUGGCAGGGAAAUGUGCCAGGCUCCUACGUGCGAGUCGUGUGCCGCCUUCGGGCAAUCUGCGGAACCUCCGUGUUGACUGGGGAUACGCUGGCCCGGACCCUUCACUGGAAGUUGAGGCUGAAAAGCCGAAAAUCAACCUUCCUGCCUCUCCCGACGUUCAGCAGGCUCCUCACGUCAUUCCUGACUUCUACCCCGGAAGCCGGUUCAUUGUCUCUGCUAUACUCUCUAAGACUACACAAGUCCCAAAGUCUGUUGUGCUGCGUGGAGAGACCCCAGAUGGCCAGGCGAUGGAACUCAAUAUCGCCGUCACUGCUGCAGACUUCCAGAAGGCCUGGCCACCCCUCAUCCACACGCUCGCCGCCCACAGGAUCAUCCAAGAACUCGAAGAUGGCUAUGUAGACACUCUGGGUAUUGCAGGAGAAGUCGACUCAGCGCGCAGCAAGGAGAUCGCCCGGGAGGCGAUCGUGCGAUAUUCCACAGAAUACCAACUGGCGAGCAAAUACGCGUCAUUCGUUGCGGUUGAGAAGGACAAGGCGGAGGACACUGGCUUCAAGGACGACAGCGACUUGGAAGCCCUACAGAACGUGCGUAUCGGCCAAGUCACGUCGGAUAUUCUCGGGCCCAGCACGCAGUCGAGCAGGGACAUAUGGACUCGCAGGGCUCGUUUGGACUCCCAAGUAGCCCUGGGUAUGGACGCGGGGCGCUUGCAAGUAAGUCUGCGAGAUCGACAAGGGUGA